UAUAAUAUAUUGCGGUUUGUACUGAUAAGCUACAUCAUUUUUUGUUGUUCUUAACUUUUCAAGUGAUUGUUUUAUUCUUUUUUAAGCAAAGAUUCCACUUUGCAAGUAAUGAUCUUGGUGACAAAGUUAUUCUCAACAGUGAAACACUAACAUAAACAUUAAUCAUGGUAGAACAUAUUAUCUUAGCACCUCAAAAUACUCUUCCCUUCCAUUAUUCACACAAUAAAUCUCGUGGUGCAUAUCAACUCUCUAUCUCUCUCUCUCUCUCACUCUCUCAUGACACGAUGCUGAUUUCUAAAGUUUCUUUGGAAACCCCCAUAAAGAGUUAUCCUUUUAUAGCCUUUCGGUGAUUAGUUUCACUUCUUUUCCUCUCUUUGCUCUGCUUUCCCUUUACCCUUCCCUAAACAUAUAUCUUAAAGAAAAGGAUCUCACGCAAUACACCACCACAAUGCUAAAUUUAAUCUCCCUCACCCUGCAUAAUUGUUCCUUCAGUUUCGGAGGACUCACCUAGCUCUCUCACACACACACCCUACACCAUACAACAACGCACGACCAAAAGCUAAAGCUGCAAUUUCUGACUUCUCAACCCCAAAAUUCCCACACUUGUGUCUAUUUCUCUCUCUCUCUCUCUCUCUUUCCCUCGCUUUGACUCCAAACCCAUCACCGUUUCAACCAAUCCUCUCACCCACUGCAUAAAUUUCGAAACUUUUUCGCGGCUUCGCCAACAUUUCGAGACAACAUCAUUUCCUCUCUCUGUUCCCCAGAGACAGAGCUCCCUGUUCCGAACAAAUCCACAUGGCAAUAGAAGUGUGCUCCGAGAUAUCCAGCACGGGAAUCAGCCCUCGAAUCUCCUUCUCCCACGAUCUGAAGAACACGGAAGAUGCAUCCGUUCGUGUCGAAGAUCGCCACCGUGGAUCAGAGCUGUGCCUCUUGGACUCGAGCUCUGACUUCGUCUUCUGCAUCACCAAUGGCUUACCUCAACAUCUCUCUUCCGCCGAUGAACUCUUCUCUAAUGGCAAGAUUGUCCCGGCGGAGAUCAAAAGCGUUCCCAAAAAACCUUCACAUCCUCCUCGAUCUCAACCUGCUACCACGGAAAAGAUUCAAAGAAAGAGGCUCAAGGAGUUCUUGUCUGCUUCCUCUGACGAAGCAGAGAACGAAGAAGAAAAACCAUCAUCCAAGUAUUUCUGGCAAUUCAAGCGCAGUAGCAGUUUGAAUUUCGAUACCACCCGUGGUAAUGGUUUGAUUCGCUCGCUUCAGUUCUUGUCACGAAGCCACUCAACCGGUUCGGCCCUGAAUCCAAAGCAAACAGAGGUUCCAAGGGAAAGUCACAAGCAGAAGCUGCAGAAACAAUCCUCUGUUUCAAGCAGAAGGUCAUCGUCUUCCUCUUCGAGUUCAAGUACAUAUUACUUUUAUAGUUCGUCUCAAAAAGCUUCGUUAAAGAAAAACGGUGGAUAUUCGGGUAAUGGUGUUAGAAUAAGUCCUGUUUUGAAUCUACCACAAGCAUAUAUUCCGAAAGCCACUGCCAGAUUUUUUGGAUUUGGUUCCCUAUUCUGUAAUGGAAAGAUUAAAAGAAAGAAGAAAUAGGGCAUUCACAGGUUUUAUCUUUUUGUUCAUUUUAAACGAGUAAAUAGUAUAUGUAUGGAGAGUAAAGAAAUGUUCUCACACUCUUACUCAAUUAAGAAUUCUCAAUAAGUUUACCAAAUUCUAGAAUUAAUACUA
Molecule: messenger RNA, 1719 nt
Organism: Vigna radiata var. radiata (mung bean)
Lineage: Eukaryota; Viridiplantae; Streptophyta; Magnoliopsida; Fabales; Fabaceae
Exons: 1
Coding region: 796-1584 (262 amino acids)
Source: RefSeq, a predicted model, not a curated record